Molecule: messenger RNA, 4381 nt
Organism: Bufo bufo (common toad)
Lineage: Eukaryota; Metazoa; Chordata; Amphibia; Anura; Bufonidae
Product: ATP-binding cassette sub-family B member 5-like
Exons: 28
Coding region: 45-3956 (1303 amino acids)
Biological process (GO): transmembrane transport
Cellular component (GO): membrane
Molecular function (GO): ATP hydrolysis activity; ABC-type transporter activity; ATP binding
Source: RefSeq, a predicted model, not a curated record
UCGGAGCUCACACGCUGCCGGUAAACUGAAAUCUGGACCUCACGAUGGCUGCCGGCAAGAGGAGCAGAGCGAGGAGAAGGAGGGGACGCGCCGUUCACUCAGGGUGGUUUUCUUGGCUGCACAACUUUAGUGAAAUCAUGGCCGACAUAAAAGACCCUGACACAAAAGUGAAUAAUAACGAUCCUAAAACAGAAAUUUUACUGGAAGAAGCAGAAGACACCAGCAGGGGUCAUAAAGAAAAUAAACAAAAAGAAAAACCAAAGGCAGUUGGACCCUUUGAAAUUUUUCGAUAUGCGAGUCGGUUGGAUAUUUUCUUCAUGAUUACUGGAUUUCUUGGAGCUUUAGGAAAUGGAAUAUGCCAGCCGCUGAUGCUUGUUGUGUUUGGUGACAUGACAGACAGCCUUGUAUGCUACAACUCAUCAAUCCAAAAUACAUCUGCUUGUGAAAAGUUCAAACCUCUACCUGAACAGAUGAGUGAGUAUUCCCUCUACUAUGUCGGAAUAGGAGCAGGUGUUAUACUCUGUGGCUACGUCCAAGUAUCGUUUUGGGUUUUAGCUGCAGCAAGACAGACAAGGAGGAUGAGGAAAAUGUUUUUUCAUUCAGUUUUAUCACAAGAGAUUAGUUGGUUUGAUGUUACCAAAUCUGGAGAACUUAACACACGUCUAACAGAAGAUGUCAACAAAAUCAAUGAUGGAAUUGGAGAUAAAGUCGGCCAUCUUGUGCAGAAUGUUGCAACCUGUGUAGGAGGACUGGUAAUUGGACUAAUCAAGGGUUGGCAACUUGCUCUCGUCAUAUUGGCCACAAGUCCCGUGGUGGCAAUUUCAACUGCAAUUUGUUCCAAGAUGGUGGUCUCACUGACUAGCAAGGAGCUGUCAGCUUAUGCAAAAGCAGGAUCUGUCGCUGAAGAGGUCCUUUCCUCAAUAAGGACUGUGGUGGCAUUUGGAGGACAGGAGAAAGAAAUUCAAAGAUACACAAAUAAUUUGGGAGAGGCCAAGCAAAUUGGAAUAAAAAAGGCCAUUACGUCUCAGUUGGCUGUUGGGUUUAUGUUUUUUAUGAUUUAUGCCUCUUAUGCACUUGGAUUUUGGUAUGGAUCAAUCUUAAUAUUGGGCAAGAAUGGAUACACCAUUGGAGAUGUUCUUGUGGUUUUAUUCAGUGUCGUUCUUAGCAGCUACUGUGUUGGUCAAGCUGCUUCUCAUCUUGAUGCUUUCUCAGUGGCAAGAGGAGCUGCUUAUAAAAUAUUCCAAAUCAUUGACCAGGUAUCUACAAUUAACAGUUACUCAACAGAGGGGUACAAGCCCGAUAAUAUAAAAGGAAAUAUCGAAUUUAAAAAUGUGCAUUUUUGUUACCCUUCAAGACCAAAUGUGCAGGUUUUAAAAGGAUUUAAUCUAAAAGUUAAAUCUGGACAGACUGUGGCAUUGGUUGGGCAAAGUGGAUGCGGUAAAAGCACCACAGUGCAGCUCCUGCAGAGAAUGUACGAUCCACAAGAAGGAGCGGUAAUGGUUGACAGUCAUGAUAUAAGAUCUCUGAAUGUUAGACACUACCGAGAAAUGAUUGGUGUGGUCAGCCAAGAGCCUGUCCUGUUUGCAACAACCAUUAAAAACAAUAUCAAAUAUGGGAGAUUGGAUGUGACAGAUGAAGAAAUAGAGAAAGCAGCUAAGGAAGCCAAUGCCUAUGAUUUCAUUAUGGCACUCCCUGAGAAAUUUGAGACUCUUGUUGGAGAAAGAGGAGCUCAGCUAAGUGGAGGCCAGAAGCAAAGAAUAGCAAUAGCCAGAGCUUUGGUACGAAAUCCAAAAAUACUACUACUGGAUGAGGCCACCUCAGCUCUGGACACUGCCAGUGAGUCCGUUGUACAGGCUGCUCUAGACAAGGCCAUUGAAGGACGUACUACAAUCGUUAUUGCUCACCGCCUGAGCACUGUGUGGACCGCAGAUUUGAUAGUUGUGGUGGAGAAUGGCGCUGAGGCUGAGCAGGGAACGCAUUCUGAAUUAAUGGAGAAAAAAGGAAUAUAUUAUUCACUUGUAACAGCACAGGCUAUACAAGGAGCAGAAAGCACAGAAGCUGGAGAAAAUGAAGAAGCAAUGCAGGGGAAACCGCCCCUAGUGCAGAGAUUAUAUUCUAACAUGUCAAAUGAAAAAUUUUCUGUAUCUGAGAAAGGAGAGGAAGAAGACAUAGAGGAGGAGGAAACCGAAAAGGAAAAACUUCCAAACAUUUCAUUUUUAAAAAUAUUAAAACUGAAUAAAUCAGAGUGGCUGUAUAUUCUGUUUGGAACUCUUGCUGCAGCCAUAAAUGGAGGAGUUCAUCCAGCGUUCAGUGUAAUAUUUGCUAAAGUUAUAGCUAUUUUUGGGACUAAUGAUGAAGAGUUUAUACAAAGGGAAAUAAAUAUUUACUCCAUUAUAGUCACUGUUAUUGGUGUGGUUUCCUUCUUUACAUUUUUUUUACAGGGCUUCAUGUUCGGAAGAUCAGGGGAGGUCCUCACCAUGAGGCUAAGACAAAUGGCAUUUAAAUCUAUGCUGCGCCAGGAAAUAUCAUGGUUUGAUGACAAGAAAAACAGUACUGGAGCUUUAACAACAAGACUUGCCACAGAUGCUUCUCAGAUACAAGCUGCAACUGGUUCCAGACUUGGGCUGGUGGCUGAAAACUUUGCCACAAUGGGAGUAGGUAUCAUAGUCUCUUUCAUUUUUGGAUGGGAAAUGACAUUGCUGAUUCUGGUCAUGACUCCUGUUCUCGUGAUAACUGGACUUCUUGAGACUAGAGCACUGGUGGGCUUCGCUAAUAGAGAUAAAAAACAGCUUCAAUAUGCUGGCAAGAUUGCAAGUGAAACAGCGGACAACAUCCGAACAGUGGUAUCACUAACCAGAGAGACGACAUUUGAGGAAAUGUACAGUGAAAGCCUGCAGAAACCAUUCAGGAAUGCUCAGCGCAAGGCUCAGACGUAUGGCAUCUGUUUUGCAUUUAGCCAGUCCUUCAUACAUUUCACCUAUGCUGCAAGCUACCGUUUUGGGGGUUAUAUGAUUGAAAUUGGAAGGAUGAACCCAGAGGAUGUAUUUCUGGUGUUUUCUUGCCUGGCGUAUGGAGCUCUUACUGUAGGACAAACAUUAUCCUUUGCUCCUGAUUAUGCAAAAGCCAAAUCUGCAGCUUCCCAUUUGUUUCAAUUAUUCUACUCUGAACCAUCUAUAGACAGCUACAGCAAGGAUGGACUGAAACCAGAAAAAUAUGAAGGAAAUUCAGAAUUAUCCAAAGUGACCUUCAAUUAUCCAUCUCGUCCAGAUGUGCCUGUUCUGAAAGCACUAUCGGUUGCAAUAUCAAGAGGAGAAACAGUGGCAUUUGUAGGUAGCAGUGGAUGUGGAAAAAGCACCUCUAUUCAGCUUCUCCAGAGAUUCUAUGAUCCAUCCCAAGGAGCAGUGCUGUUUGACAAAGAAGAAGCCAAUAAUUUGAAUGUUCAAUGGUUAAGAAAUCAGAUAGGAAUUGUGUCCCAGGAGCCAGUGCUGUUUGACCGCAGUAUUGCUGAAAACAUUGCCUAUGGGGACAACACUCGUGAAGUGCCUAGGGAGGAGAUAGAACAAGCUGCAAAGGCUGCAAACAUUCACUCCUUCAUAGAACAGCUGCCAGAGAAAUAUAACACAUCAGUUGGAGGUAAAGGAACUCAACUGUCUGGAGGUCAAAAGCAGAGAAUCGCUAUUGCCCGGGCCCUGAUACGUUCUCCAAAAGUUCUUCUGCUUGAUGAAGCCACCUCAGCACUGGACAAUGAAAGUGAAAAGGUUGUACAACAAGCCCUAGAUCAAGCACGGAAGGGAAGGACUUGCAUCAUGAUUGCUCAUAGACUGUCCACAGUCCAGAAUGCAGAUCUCAUUGUCGUAAUGAAAAACGGAAGGGUAAUAGAAAAGGGAACUCACCAACAGCUUCUGGCAAACCGAGGGGAGUAUUAUGAACUUGUGAAUGCACAGACUAUAACCUAAUCUGAGAUAAGUGGAUGGUGACAUCUGGAUAUAAAAUCAGCUGCAUACUAUGGUGGUGUGGAGAGUCAAGUCUAGCAGUCACGACUGAGACACUGCUGCUGAAUACAAGACCAUAAAGAAGUGCAAACAGCAUAAAGAGGACAAACUGUUGAGUCAUACAAAUCCCAGCUUGGGUUUAAGUCUUUUUAAGAAUGCUGUGCCCCAACUUAGACUCAACAGUUCAACCUUUAUUGAUGGAAAUGGUCAAUAAGUGUGUCUAUACACGUAAAUGAGGAUCAUUAUAAGUAGGGCAGUCAAGUUCUCUGCCUUUAUAAAUAAGUAUGAAGAGAUACCUCUUGAAACUUGAGCAUGCUACUGUUACUUUCUAUACAAAGGCAGGAGUAAGGAUGAAUGAUGAUCAAUAGAUAGAUAGAUAGAUAGAUAGA